AAGCUUGUUCCUCCUCCGGUAUUGGCUGUUUCCUUGAGGGUGUCAUUUUCAGGUCGCGGAGAUCACUGCCUGUGUUUAUACUCUGUUACACAGGUUUAGUCCUCGCAGACCUGGACUAGAACUUUACGCAUCAGCAUCGGGUUUAGGUCAGAGGAUUUGGGGCUUAGCAUGCUUGUAGCCAGAUAAGUUUUCAAGCUAAUGAAUAGUUUUAUAAUGAGUGCUGAUAGCGCUGUUCUUAUGUAGUUGUACCUGUCCUUGGUGCUGAAACUGACCGGUGCACUUUACGGAUUCGCUUUUGAGGAACUGUACGUGAACAAAUUCAACAAAACUGACCUGCAGUCAACGACAGAAGAAGGAUCUGGUAAAAUAAAAGCAAUCACUUAAAAAAUUAAUAAAGGAGCUUUUUUUCUGGGACGGGAUCAAACGGAUUUUUCCAGAGUUUUUUUGUUUUAAUGACCAGAAUUGUAAUCUAAUUUUACGCAUCAUCAAAACCAGAAAGGACAAAUGCGCAUUUGAUAUCGAAUUUGUCCCGCGAUGGAGGUAUCAAACGGGUCGAGCUUUGGGAUCGAGUCUUUACUUUCUCACAGACCGAGCAGUCCGUGUAUGUCAAAGGGGGAGUGCAGGUCUCCGGCGGAGUUGAGCCCGCGGUCGGACCUUGACAGCGGCUGCUCGUCGCCUCCGUCCCCGAGACGGACCUCGGUGGAAGACGCGGUGCAAAGACACGCUCGGGCUCUCGGACUAGACUCUCCUUUACAAAUAUCCCAGCAGCCGCGAACAGUCACGUCCUCCUUCCUCAUCAGAGACAUACUAGCGGACUGCAAACCCCUGGCAGCCUGUGCUCCUUAUUCCAGCACUGGACAGUCAGCACAAGAUGCUGAAGACUGUAUGGACAAACUUCACAGCAAUUCGUCCUCGGACAGUGAAUACAGGGUGAAAGACGAAGCUGAUCGAGAAAUCUCCAGCAGUAGAGACAGUCCCAGCUCCCGGCUGAAGAAGCCUCGUAAAGCCCGCACUGCGUUCACUGAUCACCAGCUGGCGCAGCUCGAACGGAGCUUCGAGCGUCAGAAGUACCUGAGCGUGCAGGACAGGAUGGAGCUGGCAGCGUCUCUCAACCUCACCGACACACAGGUCAAAACAUGGUACCAAAACCGCAGAACGAAGUGGAAACGGCAGACAGCGGUUGGACUGGAGCUCCUAGCGGAGGCAGGGAAUUACUCAGCCCUACAGAGAAUGUUUCCCUCACCCUAUUUUUACCCCCAAAGUCUGGUGUCUAACCUCGACCCGGGACCAGGGUUGUAUCUGUACAGAGGACCGUCCGCGCCUCCACCACCGGUUCAGCGGCCUCUGGUUCCGAGAAUCCUCCUGCACGGUCUCCAGGGUGCCGGAGACCCAGCAUCUCUCCCUGGAGUGAUACCGCGACACACGCCGCGAUGAACUGAUCCAACCUGACUAAAAAACCCUCCAACCUCAGGAACGACAGGGUUGCGCUUGGACAAUACCCAUGUAUACUGAAAAUAUAAACGCGCAAUAAUAGACUUUCCAAAUGACUCUGACCAAAAGGCGAAUGCUAACUAUUUAUUAAACUUCAACGUGCGGAAGUUGUUAUGAGAAAAUUAUUUUGAUUCCAUCACCUCAUGAACCUCCCGACCGUUUUCUGAAAGAAGUUGCUUUUCCCCUAAGAAAUGGCGUGGUUUAUUUGCACACAAUUAUGACGCAAACCAAAAUAAACUUAGCCUAAAAAAAACAAUUUAAUUGAUAUCCAUGACCACAUGCAACACAAUUGUGGAUUUUUGACUACCUAAGAAUAAAAAUGCAUUGUAAGAACAAAAAUAAUAAAACUAAAACAACACUAAUGAUUAAGAAAUGUAAUUUUGAUUGUAUUGCGGAGCGGCUGUUUUACAAAAAAUAAAAC
Molecule: messenger RNA, 1912 nt
Organism: Labeo rohita (rohu)
Lineage: Eukaryota; Metazoa; Chordata; Actinopteri; Cypriniformes; Cyprinidae
Gene: barhl1a
Product: BarH-like homeobox 1a
Biological process (GO): regulation of transcription by RNA polymerase II
Cellular component (GO): nucleus
Molecular function (GO): DNA-binding transcription factor activity, RNA polymerase II-specific; RNA polymerase II transcription regulatory region sequence-specific DNA binding
Source: RefSeq, a predicted model, not a curated record